UCGUCUUUUUGGAUGACUUCUUCUCCCCCCCCCCUAGAUGUGAUGUCAGAUAAGCGCCAGCGUGCCAGAGUCCAGGGCUCCUGGGCCAAACAACUGCCAAAACACUCAGGACCAACAGGUUCAGUCCAAAACAACCAACAACCUAAAAGUGUCCACACUGCUCCUACUUCUUGGGGAUGUGGGCCACAGAAAACACCUCAGACAUUUGAGUACCACCAGCCCGCCAAACAACUCAGAGAGGCUCCACCUGAAAAGUUGAUAGAAAAUGCAGGUGAUUAUGAGAUUAGCUGCGGACCAUCAGGAAUGUCCAGGCUGCGGCUGCUUCCCGGGUUUCUCUCCCCAGACGAGGCAGACUGGAUGUUCAGUAAGCUGCUAGCAGAGCUUCCCUGGUCCCAGAAGACUAACUUCAGACAGGGUGAGGCGUACGACGAGCCCAGAAUGACCUGCUGGUACGGAGAGUUGCCUUAUACGUAUGCUCGCUCCACUAUGGCUCCAAACUCAGAGUGGCAUCCGUUGCUGUUAACCCUUUGCGGUGCGGUGGAGCAGGCGAGCGGGUGCAGCUUUAACUCCCUGCUGUGUAACCUUUACCGAGACGGACAUGACAGCAUCGGCUGGCACAGUGACGACGAGGCCUCUUUGGGUGACAAGCCCACCAUCGCCUCGCUCAGUCUGGGCGACAUCAGAGUGUUCAGCCUCCGCAAGCAGCCGCCACCGGAGGAAAAUGGUGACUACACGUAUGUGGAGCGUAUCCGGGUUCCUCUGAGUCACGGGACACUUCUGCUGAUGUCAGGAGCGACACAGGACGACUGGCAGCAUCAAGUGGCUAAAGAGUACCAUGACCGAGGACCUCGCAUUAACCUGACCUUCAGAACCAUUUACCCGGAGCCGGAGGGCCACAGGGCGGGGACCAAGCUGAGAUUCACAGCCAAGCAGUCAUAAACUCCCCCCUGAGAGGCAGGUACUUCAGACACAACGACGUCUGAGUCAGGGGAGUUUGAGUUUAAGUGGGACUGAACCUGAUAAGGGCCGACAUCAGCUUUUCUGAAAGGAGUGAUGUGAAUGUGGAGAUCACACAGGGACGGUUUGACUUUCAGCUGCACCUGUAUUCACCUGUUGCAUAAACAGACGGACAUAAUACAGAAUAUCAUCACAGAGAGACGACAGAUAUAAAGAGUCCAAAUAAGACCCUGAAGACUUUAAAAAUGUUCACUACAUACUUUAAAUGUAUUUGUUCAUUUAAAACAGAUAGUUAUUUAUGUUCAUUAAAAGAAAA
Messenger RNA from Labrus mixtus (cuckoo wrasse), 1273 nucleotides. RefSeq names its product alkB homolog 3, alpha-ketoglutarate dependent dioxygenase (gene alkbh3). The transcript has 9 exons. Gene Ontology annotation, molecular function: dioxygenase activity. Gene Ontology annotation, cellular component: nucleus. Gene Ontology annotation, biological process: DNA repair; DNA alkylation repair. The record is from RefSeq and is a predicted model, not a curated record. NCBI's taxonomy places the organism in Eukaryota, Metazoa, Chordata, Actinopteri, Labriformes, Labridae. The coding region runs from base 13 to 939 and encodes 308 amino acids.